Molecule: messenger RNA, 1158 nt
Organism: Anoplophora glabripennis (Asian longhorned beetle)
Lineage: Eukaryota; Metazoa; Arthropoda; Insecta; Coleoptera; Cerambycidae
Product: syntaxin
Exons: 7
Coding region: 173-1042 (289 amino acids)
Biological process (GO): exocytosis; synaptic vesicle fusion to presynaptic active zone membrane; intracellular protein transport
Cellular component (GO): endomembrane system; plasma membrane; SNARE complex
Molecular function (GO): SNARE binding; SNAP receptor activity
Source: RefSeq, a predicted model, not a curated record
UAUACCAUGAGUUUGACUCCAAUAUCCACAAUCUACACAAUCUAUAUCGUAAUGUUAAUAAUGUCUAGUAAUAAAAGUAACGCGAAACCGUUAGUUUAAUACUCGCCGAGCGGAAUGCGUCAUAUUUACAGAUAAGGAAAACAAACAAAACACCUAGUACCUACUUCAUAAGAUGGCAAAAGAUAGGUUAGGUGAACUACGAAAGGUGCAAGAUAAGAAAACCAACGAUGUAUCCAUUGACGUCGACGAGGACACCAACCCGGCGCUUGGAGGCGACCUGAAAAAAACAUUCGAAAGGGCCGAAGUGCUGGGACAGUGGAUCGGGACCGUAGAACAAAAUGUCGUGGCCAUCCGGCAGUACAUCGGCAAACUGGACGACUUAAGCAUUAGCCAGAAAGAUUUGGGGGAAAAAAUAGAAAGCCUGUUUCAAAACAACACGAGCAUAUGCCACAAAAUCAACCCGAAAUUUAAAGAAAUGGAGGAAGAACUGAGGAAUAUAAACGUCGAAUCUGCCGAAGGCAGGAUAAGAUCCAUACAAUAUAAUACGUUGAAAACUAGGUACCAGAAAAUAUUCAGACAAAACAGUUCCGAGUUGGAGAACUUUAGGAAUAUCCAGAAGUCCCACUUGGAGGCGCAACUUCGAGCUAAAGGAGUUCGGGUUACUGACGAGGAGCUGGUAUCGCUUUUAGAGAAUAAUACGGAUAUCCAGUUGUUCACAGAUAAUAUUAUUGCAGAGACCGCAGAAGCGAAGCGGGUGCUUGCGGACAUAGAAGAAAGACACCAGCAAUUACUGAAAAUAGAGAGGAUGCUUGUGGAAGUUAGGGAUUUAUUUUUGCAAAUGGCAAUUCUGGUGGAUACACAGCAAGAUUUGAUAGACAGGGUGGAAUACCAAGCCCAGGCAGCUCAGAACUACGUGGGGAGAGUACCAAAGGUGUUGAGUAACGCGAAAAAGAAAAGGAUCAAAUCUCUGAAGUGCAAAAUCUAUUUGGCGAUCGCGAUUACAGUGCUAGUUGCUAUAAUAUUAAUAUUAUUGUUCAAUUAAUCGCAGUCCUGAUUUUAUAUUUUGUGACAUAAAACUAUUUCAAUAGCUUUUGUACUUUGUAAGAUAAUACAUAUUCUGUCUGACUAAUUUUUACAAUAAAAUUUUUUCCAUAAAUA